Messenger RNA from Hyaloscypha bicolor E, 527 nucleotides. RefSeq lists its product as uncharacterized. NCBI's taxonomy places the organism in Eukaryota, Fungi, Ascomycota, Leotiomycetes, Helotiales, Hyaloscyphaceae. The coding region runs from base 168 to 347 and encodes 59 amino acids. The record is from RefSeq and is a predicted model, not a curated record. The transcript has 2 exons.
CUCAGGGGGAGACCCCCUAGAACCCCCUCGUCACUAGUCACACUUCCCGAAAAGCUUUUCAACAUCAACUUUCGACUUUGAGCUUCUCAGACCCUAUCCCCCUCCUUCAGUCCCGCCUGUUUCAAAUAAAAACUCCAAAUCCAACAACUCAACUCCGUAUCCAUACUAUGUGCGACUACACACAAGUUGAAUUCCGUUGCUGCUAUGUCCGCUACACAGUUCAGCAUGGUGUCAGAACUACGAGAAUACCCAUAAACGCUGCCCCCCAAGUGUUAUGGCAAUCGAGUUUAGACUGGAUGAACGCUGCGGUGAUUGCCAUGCCCCAGCGAUUCAUCCGCCCUGGAUGACUCGAUAAACAAAGAAUACUCAGAUCCAAACUUAAAGAAGAGGGUAGAGUUGAGAGUGCUUAGAUUGGUAGGGGUUAAGCUGUAAUACGUUUUCCGGUCCAUGGGGAUUUUCUUAUUUAGUUUGAAUCAAAUGAGACCCUCCUACCGCUCAUCUGAAUAUUUGUGACAUCUUAUAACACG